UAAAAUGGCAGAAGCCAGAUUUUCUCAGGAUGAGUUCUUGUGUCCGGUGUGUCUGGAUCUCCUGAAGGAUCCAGUGGCCAUUCCCUGUGGACACAGUUACUGUGAGAGCUGUAUUACAGACUGCUGGGAUCAGGAGGAUGAGAAGAGAGUCUACAGCUGCCCUCAGUGCAGACAGACCUUCAGGCCAAGACCUGUUUUAGGUAAAAACACCAUCUUGGCUGAAAUGGUGGAGAAACUGAAGAAAACUAAUCUUCAAAGUGCGGUUCCUGCUGGAGCUGGAGAUGUUCAUUGUGACGUCUGUACUGGAAGAAAACACAAAGCUGUCAAGUCCUGUCUGGUGUGUCUGAACUCUUACUGUCAGAAUCACCUCGAACAACAUGAGAGUUUGUUUAAAGGAAAGAGACACAAUCUGACUGAAGCCACUGGACGACUGCAGGAGAUGAUCUGCCAGAAACAUGAGAAGCUCCUCGAGGUUUUCUGUCGCACUGAUCAGAAAUGUAUAUGUAUGCUGUGUACGAUGGAUGAACAUAAAAACCACGACACUGUAUCAGCUGCAGCACAGAGGACAGAGAAACAGAAGCAGCUGAAGGAGACGCAGAAGACGUUCCAGCAGAGAAUCCAGCAGAGAGAGAAAGAUCUCCAGCAGCUGAGAGAGGCUGUGGAGUCUCAGAAGCGCUCUGCACAGACAGCAGUGGAGGACAGUGAGAGGAUCUUUACUGAGCUCAUCCGCUCCAUUGAGAGAAGCCGCUCUGAGCUGAUACGGCUGAUCAGAGAUCAGGAAAAGCAAGCAGUGAGUCGAGCUGAAGGACGACUGGAGCGACUGGAGCAGGAGAUCAAUGAUCUGAGGAGGAGAGACGCUGAGCUGGAGCAGCUUUCACACACACAGGAUCACAUCCAGUUCCUGCAGAGUUUUCAGUCUCUCUCAGCUCCUCCUGAAUCUACAGACGUAAAUGAUGAUCUCUUCAGUUCUCUCGUCUCUUUUGGUGAUCUGAGAGAAUAUGUCCAUCAGCUGAGAGACAAACUGGAGGAUUUCUGCAAAGAGGAGCUCAAGAAGAUCUCAGACAGAGUCACAUUCACCAACAUUGUUCCCAGGACCAGGAACCACUUCCUACAAUAUUCCCAUCAGUUCACUCUGGAUCUGAACACAGCAUAUAAAUACCUCCAUCUGUCUGAGAGAAACAGAGUGAUUACUAACACUAACACAGAUCAGUCAUAUCCUGAUCAUCCAGACAGAUUUGAUUAUUAUCGUCAGGUGUUGUGUAGAGAGAGUGUGCGUGGACGCCGUUACUGGGAGCUGGAGUGGAGUGGAGAUGGUGGUGUGUUUAUAUCAGUGUCAUAUAAGAGCAUCAGCAGGAAGGGACGGGGUGAUGAGUGUUUGUUUGGAUAUAAUGAUCAGUCCUGGAGCUUGAUCUGCUCUUCCUCCAGAUACUCAUUCUAUCACAAUAACAUACAGACUGAUCUCUCUGUGAAGCCCAUCAUCAGUAGAAUAGGAGUGUUUGUGGAUCACAGAGCAGGAACUCUGUCCUUCUACAGCGUCUCUGACACAAUGAUCCUCAUCCUCACAGUCCAGACCACAUUCACUCAACCGCUCUUUCCUGGGUUUGCUUUUGGUUCUGGAUCAUCAGUGAAACUGUGUUGAUGAAUCAGAAUAGACUGACGAUAGAUUCUACCCAUAAUUCUUUGAGCUGCAUGAUAAAUCAGUAACAGUGAGAUGUUAUUGAGUCUCUUCUUUUCUCUUUGUGACAUUAAUACUGCAGCUGAACUUCUGUCAGUGAAAUAACAUGAAUCAGAACUAAGUUUGUUGAGACCAGAAAGCUUUAAACCUACAUGUGAAUUUAUAGUAAAAUAUUCACAUUUUUUUUAGGCCACCAUUAUUUUAGAAUGUCUCGUCUUAUUGUUUCUAUGGAGUUGCGUCAUGCUUGUCACAUGACACACCGCUGUAGCACUGUAUGACAGAUGUAUCGCUGUUAUUUAGUUUUUCCCUUUUUUAUUAUGUGUGCACUAUAUUAUGAAACAUCUGAUAUUCUGAUUCUCAAAUAUACGGUGCUAUAUUGCCAAAAGUAUUGGAACUGAACUUCUAAUGAACAGGUUUGACUGCUUUAGUAAUUUCCAUGAGUACAAAUAUUAAUGUUAAGAUCAAUCUGAAGAUCUGUGCUGAGUUUGGUGAAUGUAGAGUUAAAGCUCUAGGAGGAGAGUCAGAAAAUGUAGUCUCAGAAGAAGAAUAGGUAACACUUUAUUUCGAUAGUCCACUUUAGAAAUUCUACUAACAGUAAAUAACGUUGCAACUACAAGUCAACUAGCAGUCAUUAGAGUAUUAGUAGACUGUCUGUUUAAUAUCUUCUAACACUUUAUUUUGAUGGGUCCACAACAUACAACAUACUGACUAUGAGAAUCUUUAAUAUGUCAACUUAUUCUACUAACCCUAAACCUACCCUACUGAGAGUUAGUAGACAUGUAGUUACAAAUGAAUGAGAAUUAGUUACAGAGUUACUUAUAGUUAGUAGAAUGUCUAAAGUGGACUAUCGAAAUAAAGUGUAUCCGAAGAAUAACCAUAAGUUUAAACAGAAUUUCAGUGAGUUGGUUAAUGCAGAUUCACAGACACACAUAUGCUGUUUACUCUGUUUGUGUGGAGAAAUAAGACCUUUGUGACGUCUCUGUGAAAUAAGACCUUUGUUCACACUCAUUGUUUAAUCAGAUCUUUCAGACCACAAAAGAAAAAAAAAAAAGAAAAUAAAAAUAAAAUGGUUUGUUAAAACAAAUCUGAAUUUUUGUUCUGGUUUUGGUUUAAUAUUAAUUUAGUGUCUUCAAUGUGCAUGUAUUAAUAUGAUAUGCAUUAAACAUUAAGACAAUCAGAAUAAAUGAGUUUAAAUCAUAUU
This is a messenger RNA of Onychostoma macrolepis, 2876 nucleotides long. RefSeq names its product tripartite motif-containing protein 16-like. Gene Ontology annotation, molecular function: protein binding; zinc ion binding. The record is from RefSeq and is a predicted model, not a curated record. Bases 5 to 1639 code for a protein of 544 amino acids. The transcript has 6 exons. NCBI's taxonomy places the organism in Eukaryota, Metazoa, Chordata, Actinopteri, Cypriniformes, Cyprinidae.